This is a messenger RNA of Talaromyces proteolyticus, 1241 nucleotides long. RefSeq lists its product as uncharacterized. The record is from RefSeq and is a predicted model, not a curated record. NCBI's taxonomy places the organism in Eukaryota, Fungi, Ascomycota, Eurotiomycetes, Eurotiales, Trichocomaceae. The transcript has a single exon. The coding region runs from base 149 to 1138 and encodes 329 amino acids.
GGAAGCUUCCCCGUAAAACCGAGCGUCUCUGUCAUGCUUAUCUAGAUAUAUAAGGAGAGUCAGGUCCCGCCUGUUCUCUGUAAGGCACCAAAAUACUUCUUUACUUCGUCAGUACUUCCACAUACGUUCUCGUACCUACACUCCUAUCAUGUCUUCUCGAUACGCUGCAGCUUAUGAGCACCCGAAUGGCCCAGGAGAUGCGCGCCCGACGGCCGAACAAAUUGUCCAACACGAAGGUCUCGUGGGAAAGUGGACAGACAAGGUGAUCUUGAUCACGGGCUGCUCUUCGGGCAUCGGAGUCGAGACAGCUAAGGCGUUAUCGAAGACCGGGGCAAAACUAUAUCUGACAGCACGAAGUCUCGAAAAGGCACAAAAGGCCCUCGGAGAGCUCGCAGAGUCUCCGAAUGUCCAUCUCUUACAGCUUGACCAGGAGUCUCUGGACAGCGUUCGGGUUUGUGCUUCUGCGUUCCUAGCUCAUAAUGACCGAUUGCACCUCUUGAUUGCAAAUGCGGGUGUCAUGAUGACUCGCAAAGAACGCACGAAGGACGGGUUCGAGCUUCAAUUUGGAGUUAAUCACCUGGCGCAUUUUCUCUUGAUCAAUCUCCUUAUGCCAGCUCUCCUUGCAGCAUCUACACCAUCAUUUCAAUCAAGGGUAGUGAUUCUGUCCUCGACUGGUCACAAAUUCUCCUCUGUCAAUUUCGAGAACAUCAAUUUCGACGGUGAAUUUGACGCCAUGAAGGCAUACGGGCAGAGCAAAACAGCAAAUCUGUGGACUGCAAACGAGAUCGAGAGGCGAUAUGGAUCUAAUGGACUCCAUGCCUUCAGCGUUCACCCGGGAGCAGUUACAACGAACCUGGGCCAGCAUAUGUCAGAGGAGGAGAUCCAGGCCAUAACCCAGGACCCAGAUCUCAUGGCCAGCUACAUGAACCCAGCACAGGGUGCUGCUACUAGUGUGUGGGCGGCUGUGUCGAAGGAUCUCGAAGGCCAAGGGGGGAAGUACCUUGAAAACUGCCAGAUUUCAACUCCACACGACGCAGCAGGUGGAUUCUGGGCUCCAGGCUAUGGCCCGCAUGCUUUUGAUGCGGCCGGUGCCACACAUCUGUGGAAUGCUUCAUUGAAAUAUGUUUCACUCGAAUGAUCAAUGCUUGCAUGUGUUUUAGUUGUUCGGAGUUACUCCACUCGAUCACGUAGUGAAUACAGGCUAGUGUUUGACUAGUAUGUAUUGAAAAUCAAUACUUUUG